This is a messenger RNA of Brienomyrus brachyistius, 2078 nucleotides long. RefSeq names its product diphthamide biosynthesis 5 (gene dph5). Gene Ontology annotation, biological process: protein histidyl modification to diphthamide. The coding region runs from base 249 to 1118 and encodes 289 amino acids. NCBI's taxonomy places the organism in Eukaryota, Metazoa, Chordata, Actinopteri, Osteoglossiformes, Mormyridae. The transcript has 7 exons. The record is from RefSeq and is a predicted model, not a curated record. Gene Ontology annotation, molecular function: diphthine synthase activity.
UUUUCAUUUUGCGACAGUAGCGUGCUCCAACGUUUUGACUGCUGGUCGUAGUUCGAAAGAAUCUGGCAUGCAUUCAUGUGUAGCGAAUACGUGAAAGAGCGUGUUUGAAGAAAUUACAUACAUUUAUAUACUAUAAUAAUACGUAGAUGUAUUACAUAGUGUAGUAUAAUUACAACGAAGCCGAAUAUUUUAACCUGGGCUUUUUGCCUCGAUUACAUGAGAUAACUAUAACUUGACACUUCGUGGAAAUGCUGUAUUUUAUUGGCCUUGGUUUAGGAGAUGCGAAAGACAUCACUGUAAAGGGACUGGAAAUCAUUAAACAAUGCAGUCGUGUCUACUUGGAAGCCUACACGUCCAUACUGACUGUCGGUAAACAAGCUUUGGAGGAAUUCUACGGCCGUGAGCUGAUACUUGCGGACCGGGACAUGGUGGAGCAGGAAGCCGAUGAGAUCCUGAAAGGGGCGGACGCCGUCGACGUGGCCUUCCUGGUUGUGGGCGAUCCGUUCGGGGCCACCACGCACAGCGACUUGAUCCUGAGAGCGGUGAACGCUGGCAUCAGAUACACGGUCAUCCACAAUGCCUCCAUUAUGAAUGCGGUUGGAUGUUGUGGUCUUCAACUGUAUAACUUUGGUGAGACCGUGUCUAUAGUCUUCUGGACAGACUCUUGGAAACCUGAGAGCUUCUACGACAAAAUCAAGAGGAACCGUGACAGUGGGUUGCACACGCUAUGUUUGCUCGACAUCAAAGUCAAGGAACAGACCAUGGAGAACUUGAUGAGGGGCCGUAAGAUUUACGAGCCGCCCAGGUACAUGAGCGUGAAUCAGGCAGCAGAGCAGCUCCUGGAGAUCGUGCAGAAUCGGAGGGAGCGGCAGGAAGACCUCGCCAUCACCGAAGACACCAUCUGCGUGGGGCUGGCGAGGGUGGGGGCCGAAGACCAGGCAAUCGCGGUGGGGACGCUGCACCAGCUGGCAUCAUGUGACCUGGGCGGGCCCCUCCACUCACUCAUCGUUACGGGUCACCUGCACCCGCUGGAGGUGGACAUGCUCCGCCUUUUCGCCAUCCAGCUUGACACCCUUCAGAAUCUGAAGAUGACGGACAGCUCCACAUAUGUGUCCUAGGCGCACUAUGCUGGGAGAGGGGGGGCAGGGUACCUCAAACAUGCUCCUGCGAGAUGAGGCCAGGCUGAAAGUCAGAUGGUGCAGUACGCCGGAUUAUCCACUUCUCCCUUCAGAAGACGAUGCCUCCUGGAUGGGAUCUCCACACGGAUUGUAUGCGUCUGCAACCUUCUGGCGUAUUCAGGAAGAGCUGAUGAGAAAAUGGCUCUCAAAGGACUACUUGUGACAGAGGGACAACCUGACAAUCCCCCAAAACUACAUUUGCUGUAUCGUGACUGGUCUGUAUUGAUUUUCUGUAAUAUACCUUAGAAUUCAUCUUCACUUUAAAGCCCUUGAAAAUGCCAGUUGCCUAAAUCCCAGAAAAGAUUAACCAGGUGUUAUUUAUCAUUCAGAGGUUAAAACCCCACAAUGAAAUGUUACAGGGCAAAAUAAAAUAGGGAGAAGGUAGAACUUUAGGAAUAAAAAGUCAUGUGCUAUUGGUAUCUUGACAGUUACUAUAUUAAGGAAUAAUUAAAUAUAGUCCUUGUUCAAAAAUACUUUUCAUGAAAAUAUGAGUCAUGUUUUCAACCCUUUGGGCAGAUUUGCUGCAAUGUUACAAAAUUCAUUUCCUAUUUUGAAUUUGGAAACGGGUGGCAUGGUCACAUGCAGGAAACAGUGUCAGAAGACGUGUGUGUACGUGUGUGUGUCCGUCCACAGGCCAGCAUAAGGAAGCUGAGUGUUCCAGAUUUCACGUGCGUGUGGCUUGCAGGUUGCAGCAAGUGUCUAAAAGUGAACUUAGUUAUUUGACAUGCAGCAGUUCUUGCAGGUCUAAUGGAUCAGCCAGUGUUUUUAUGAAAAAUGCUAAAUUCAUUCCUAAAUGAAUGUUUCGUCGUGUGCCUCUUUUGGCCUGAACUGGUGCUCAUCUUUCCAGCUGUGGUCUCAUCUUCUUGAAUCGGAACUAAUUAAAUUAUUCCUCAGACUUGA